Lactuca virosa is the source of this 558-nucleotide messenger RNA. The record is from the annotation of a GenBank genome assembly. NCBI's taxonomy places the organism in Eukaryota, Viridiplantae, Streptophyta, Magnoliopsida, Asterales, Asteraceae.
AUGCAGAUAUUAAACCCUCCUCCUACUCCAAUUGUUCCACCCACCACCACUAAUACCAUUAACACCCCUUCUUCUCCUCAUCUGCCUGAGGAUGGAACUUCUUCCCCACCUCUUAGUCCUCCACCAUCCACUCAUGAAGGCCCUCCGAAUCAUCACAUGCACACCAGGUCUAGAAGUGGCAUUGUGAAACCCAUUGAUCGCCUCAAUCUCCAUUCCUCAUCUCUCUCAUAUAUCCCUAGGUCACACAUAAUGGCCUUGAAAGAUCCAAAUUGGCAUAAAGCAAUGAACGAGGAAUACAAUGCUCUUAUUACAAACGGUACUUGGGUCCUUGUCCUACGUCCACCAGGGGUCAAUGUGGUUCGAUCUUUGUGGUUAUUCAAACAGAAGUUUAAUGUUGAUGGUUAUUUAUCUCUCUAUAAAGCGCGAUUAGUAGCAAACGGUCGCAGUCAACAACAGGGAGUCGAUUGUGACGAGACUUUUAGUCCAGUUUCAAACCGCUACUAUCCGUACUGUUCUCAGUCAGGCUAUUUCCAGGCAUUGGCCCAUUCAUCAUCUUGA